Messenger RNA from Acipenser ruthenus (sterlet), 2865 nucleotides. Its product is annotated as tripartite motif-containing protein 16-like protein. Gene Ontology annotation, molecular function: protein binding; zinc ion binding. Bases 24 to 1748 code for a protein of 574 amino acids. The transcript has 7 exons. The record is from RefSeq and is a predicted model, not a curated record. NCBI's taxonomy places the organism in Eukaryota, Metazoa, Chordata, Actinopteri, Acipenseriformes, Acipenseridae.
CUCUCUGUCUCACUGCAGGAAGAAUGGCUUCGGAUUUGUGGUCAGAGGAGCACUUGAACUGCCCAGUGUGUCUGGAGAUAUUGAACGACCCAGUCGCUAUUCCAUGUGGACACAGUUACUGUACGGGGUGUAUUAAGAACUGUUGGGAUCAGACUGAUCAUACAGGUGUCUACAGCUGCCCCCAGUGCAGAGAGACCUUUACCCCAAGGCCUGUUCUGCGUAGAAACAUCGUGCUGACUGAAGUUGUGGAGAAAUUAAAGAAGACAGGACUCAAUCCUCCUCCUGCUCAAAGUUAUGCUGGACCUAGAAAUGUGCCGUGUGAUGCCUGCACUGGGAGAAAGUUCAAAGCUGUGAAAUCCUGUUUGACGUGCCUGGCCUCUUACUGUGAAACACAUGUCAAGCCACACUAUGAGGGUGCUGCUUUCAAGAGGCACAAGCUGGUCAAUGCAACUGGAAAUCUGGAGCAGAAGCUUUGUGCAGAACACCAACGAUUAUGUGAGGUCUUCUGUAGAACCGAUCAGACGUAUAUUUGCUGGCUGUGUGCAGACGAGGAACACAAGAGCCAUGAUACAGUCUCAGCUGAGAAAGAAAGGAGUGUGAAACAGAAGCAGCUGGGAGAGACACAGACAGAAAUACAACAGAGAAUCCAGGAGAGACUGAAAGAAACUGAGGAGCUGAAACAUGCUGUGGAGUCACUGAAAAGAUCUGCACAGAUAGAAAUAAAGAAAAGUGAGAAGAUCUUUACUGAGCUGAUCCGAUCCAUUGAGAAGAUCCACACUGAGGUUAUUGAGCUGAUUGUAGCUAACAAGAAGGCUGCAGUGAAUCAGGCUGAAGGACUCAUGAAGAAACUGGAGCAGGAGAUUGCUGAGCUAUGUAGGAGAAAUGUUGAGCUGAAACAGCUUUCAGAGACAGAGGAUCACAUCCAUUUUCUACAGAAUUUCCAGUCUCUCUGUGCCCCUCCUGAAGCUGGAGACUUACCCAGCGUUACUGUCAAUACAGGCAUCUCUUUUGGGGCUGUGAGGAAAGCUGUAUCUGAACUUAAAGGUCAUAUUGAGGUCUUCUGCAAGGGGGAAUUAUUCAAAAUAACUAAAACAGUGAAUGAAACAGCAGUUUAUACCCUGAGGUCUAGGAGCAGUGACAGACGUUUCAAAGUGAAUGAAGCUGGAGUUUACAGUCUGCAGGCUCCAGAGCCAAGGAACAGAGCUGAGUUUUUAAAAUAUUCCUUUCAACUCACACUGGACCCCAACACAGCACAUAGUGUGCUCUGUCUGUCUGAAGGGAACAGAAAGGUGACAUGGAGGAGAGAGACAGAGCGAUAUCGUGAUCACCCAGAGAGAUUUGACCGAUAUUCCCAAGUGCUGUGCAGAGAGGAUUUGUCUGGGUCUCGUUGUUACUGGGAGAUGGAGUGGAGUGGGGUAGGGGCUUUUAUAGGAGUCACAUAUAAAGGAAUCAGCAGGAAAGGAAGGGAUGUUUCCAUUGUCCUUGGAUACAAUGACAAGUCCUGGAGUUUGGACUGCUCUGUUUCCAGUUACACUGCCCGGCACAAUAGCAAUGAAACUUCAGUAGCUGCCCCCCACUCCCCCAGAAUAGGAGUGUAUCUGGACUUUAAUGCCGGCACGCUGUCCUUUUAUGGCGUCUCUGACACAAUGAUCCUCCUUCACAGAUUCCAAACCACAUUCACUGAGCCACUCUAUCCUGGGUUUAGGCUUCGUGCUGAUUCCACUGUAACAAUCUGCCAGCUUAACUAGACUGUUUUGUAUUUCAAGAAAACCUUUGUAUUGAACUCUAUCUGUCCUCUCCACUUCUCGGGUGAAGGGAAUGUUCAAUCUGACACAACUUUGUAUGAAAGUUAGGGGCUAAAAUGGCUCCACCUGUAGAGUGAAACAAGGUGAAUUAUUUGUUUUUACAUUGGGGCAGAGGCAGCCUAAAUUUUACCGUUUAAUCUCUGUUAGGUUAGUGUUUUUGUAAUUGUAAACAUUUACUGGACAGGUGUUUCACUGCCAUUUUGAGAUUGUUGCUGUACUCUUUAGUUUUAACCAUUUUUGUUGCUUUUUGAAUCACAAAUUUAAUUUGUUUUUCAAUACUUGAUGAUUAUGUAAUCAUCAGGUGUUGUUUUUUUAAUUGAUAACUGUCAAUCAUUAGCAACAAAUGGGUUUCACACGAAAUAUGUUGAUUAUUAUUAUUAGUUUUUGCAUGUUAUUUUUCAAAUUAUAGAAAUCAUUUUUUUGUGUUUUUUGUAUAUUUACUGUAACAGCAGCGGGAUGUGUGAGACAGCAGGGAGGGGGUUAAAGCCUCCCUGAAGAGAAAAAAACAUGUAAAAAUGCACCUUUCUUUAGUUUAAUUGUUUUGUUUUAUUGUUUAAUUUAACUGUUUUAUUAUUUAAUUAUCCCCUGCACCUGGGCAGUAAUUAGGAAUUGGGACCAGGGUAGGGUAUAAGAGAGGAUCAGUUAAUCUGAUCGAGGCUGCUGAGUAGAAGGAGGCAGAUGAGGUGCUCUGCUUCCGAGCAGUCGCUGAAGUAAGUGCUAUGAAACCCGCGUAGUUUGUUUGUGUUUUGUGGUGCCAGGUAAACGGCUUAGCCAUCCUGCGAGUUAGUGAGGGAAAUAACCUGUUUAGGUAGCGCUCCAAAGCGGAGCUAGGUGUUUAUUUUGUGUUUUGUUAUAUUUGUUUUAUUUUGUGUUUAUUAAAAAAAAAAUAGCGCGUCAGCGCAGGAAAAUCCAUUUCUGUGUACUGGGUCGUAUUUUUAAAGGGGCACGAACCUGUGAGUACAGUGGCCCUGAAGUGCAAAACACGAGCAAAUAAAAAAAAUACAGACUAACAAAAAAAUGUGUACCUGCACUUAAAAAAAAGCUUACCUGCAAUUAAUAA